Molecule: messenger RNA, 2140 nt
Organism: Neolamprologus brichardi
Lineage: Eukaryota; Metazoa; Chordata; Actinopteri; Cichliformes; Cichlidae
Gene: pif1
Product: PIF1 5'-to-3' DNA helicase homolog (S. cerevisiae)
Biological process (GO): telomere maintenance; DNA repair
Molecular function (GO): DNA helicase activity; ATP hydrolysis activity
Source: RefSeq, a predicted model, not a curated record
UUUUGCGUUCAGAAGUGCAGGAGCAGCUGACACACAAAGAGUCGCUGUGAUGUUAUCGGGAGAGGACGGCGCACAGCUUCAGUGCACUGUGACGGUGGAGCAGCUCAACAGCUCGGGACAGGCCACCCAGAGGAAGGCCAUCCGCAAAGCCUCAGUAAUUCUGGGCCGGAAUGAGCACCAGGAGAUCAUCCUGCGAGUCCACGACGGCAAAGUGCCCCAAAGCUACCAUCUGAAAGAGUUCAAACUUUUCACCAAGUUUGCCAGAGAUGGGAAGUGCACCGUGAAACUGGUCCCUGAAAACAUCCAGGUCCUCAUGUCAAACUGUCCGACUGACCAGCUUAGCCUCUUUCUCAAAACCCUGAGCAUCAAACACCAGGCAUGGAAGGGCAGCAAGCCUCUGAGCAACCGAGAGAAGCUCAAGGCCGGCCUGCCCCGCAGCUUCGAGGCCAUCAGCCCCCUGCAGCAAAAAGACAUCCAGAAAGUCAAUGAGCUGAGAAGUAAAGUGGCUCCUAACGGACUGACGGACCGCACUAAUAGGAUGACAGCUGCAGGUACAGGACAGCAGGUCAAACGCUCCAGGAGUGACUGUAACUUCAGCCCAGUAAAGGCCAACCCGAGUAAGAAGCCAAUCCUCUCCUUACCAUCACGCAAGCUUAACAAAGAGCAGGCUGCUGUUCUCAGUGCAGUGCUGAGUGGCAAGAAUGUCUUUUUCACCGGAAGUGCAGGUACAGGGAAGUCCUUCUUGCUCAAGAGAAUCAUGGGAUCUCUUCCACCAAAGAGCACUUUUGCCACAGCCAGCACAGGAGUGGCUGCGUGUCACAUCGGAGGGACAACGUUACACAACUUUGCUGGUAUUGGCUCAGGCUCUGCCCCACUGGAGCAGUGCAUCGAGCUGGCUCAGAGGCCCGGGGUGCUCCAGCACUGGACUAGCUGUCGACACCUUAUCAUUGAUGAGAUUUCCAUGGUGGAGGCUCAGUUCUUUGACAAGCUCGAGGCAGUAGCUAGGUCGGUGAGGAGGUCUACCGAGCCAUUUGGAGGGAUCCAGCUGAUCGUUUGUGGUGACUUUCUUCAGCUGCCUCCAGUUUCUAAGGGAAAAGAAAAAGCCAGCUUCUGUUUUCAGGCCAGGAGUUGGCGUAAGGUGAUCCAGAUCAAUAUGGAGUUAACGGAAGUGCGGAGGCAAACAGACCAGAGCUUCAUCUCCCUCCUGCAGGCAGUGAGGGUGGGGAGGGUGACGGAGGAAGUCACAGCCAAGCUGAUCAAAAGUGCCAACCAUCAGAUUGAAAGGGACGGUAUCCUAGCGACCAGGCUGUGCACACACAAAGAUGACGUUGAUCUCACCAACGAGAACAAACUCCAGCAAUUACCAGGGUCAGCGCGUCUGUUUGAGGCACUAGACAGCGACCCAGUGCUGGUCAAGACUAUAGAUGCUCACAGUCCUGUCGGCAGGCUGAUCCAACUCAAAGUGGGAGCUCAGGUCAUGCUGACAAAGAACUUGGAUGUUGCUCGAGGUCUGGUGAAUGGAGCACGAGGUGUCGUGGUUGAUUUUGAGUCUGGAAAACAUGGACUCCCACGCGUGCGUUUCCUGUGCGGCGUCACAGAGGUGCUGAAGCCAGAGCGCUGGGUGUUUAAGUCCGGUGGUGGGAUCCACCUGAGCCGACAGCAGCUGCCACUCAAAUUGGCCUGGGCCAUCUCCAUCCACAAGAGCCAGGGAAUGACGCUGGACUGUGUGGAAAUAUCUUUGGCUCGUGUGUUUGAGAGUGGCCAGGCUUACGUGGCCCUGUCUCGGGCUCGGAGCCUCGAGGGUCUAAGGGUCAUGGAUUUUGACCCCCGCGUGGUCCGGGCAGACCCAGAAGUCCUCCUCUUCUACAGAAAACUGAGGAAGGAAAGGUUGCUCAUGCAGGCCUCCAUGGAUGAUUUUGUUAGCAACAAUAAAGAAAACGCAUGGUGAGGCUGGCUCUAAAUCCACUCUAAUGAUAUGCACUAUGUGCAUGAGUUAUUGAGCUAUUUCACCAUUUAACCUUAUUUUCUUGAGACUUCAAUCUCUACUUGGAGUCACACUGCCACCAUCUGCUCAUCACUAUACUUUUUUUCAGAGGUUAUUUUUUAAAUUAUUUUUUUUUUUACAUGUAUUCAAAUAAAA